Diabrotica balteata is the source of this 1003-nucleotide messenger RNA. NCBI's taxonomy places the organism in Eukaryota, Metazoa, Arthropoda, Insecta, Coleoptera, Chrysomelidae. The record is from the annotation of a GenBank genome assembly.
AUGUGUAUUUUUUUUUGCAAUAUAUUUAUAGAAAUAAACGAGUCUUUUAUAAUUUUAGGUACUUACUUUGAUGCAGUCGGCUAUAAUGGUCAAGGUUUAUCAGACUAUAUGUUAUUUUGUAGUGUGACUGCAGCUAUACUAGUUAUAGUUAAUACUGCACAGAUCGCCUUGGACACAAUGUAUUGGACGGUCUUCAACCACAUUAUGAUAUGGGGCUCUCUGGCAUUUUAUUUUAUAGCGGACAAUUUUUAUAACUACCUUUGCCGCGGCCCGUACGUCGGCUCUUUGAUAAAAGCGAUGUUAGAAGUGAACUUUUGGUUCACAACCGUCCUUGUCGUUAUCAUUUCUAUAAUGCCUGUGCUGGCGUGGAGGUUCUACUUUGUAGACGUGUUCCCUACCUUAUCCGAUAGGGUUAGGUUGAAGCAAAGAAUGGCACAGGUACGAUCUAGACAUAGUCACGACGCCUUAAGAACGCCGUCGGCGAGACGAGUAAGACGUUCGAUACGUUCUGGCUAUGCUUUUGCCCACCAAGAAGGUUUCGGUCGUCUUAUUACGUCCGGAAAGAUCAUGAGAAAACUACCUAACACCGACUUCAUUAUAAACAAAUUAAACAUGACUUCUACGGGAAGUGAACACCAUCACCAUCAUAAAAAUACCUCAACGGGAAGCGCUGCCCCGCCGUCAGAUGGAAGCAGUAGCGGAGGUCCUGGCAGGGCGCCCAUUCAAGAUUUGGACACCAUCAAUCUAUGACGAAUGUGCUCUGCUUAGACAAAAAGGGCAAUGUUUUGUUUUUGCUACUUAAGAUUAAAAGUAUUGUUUUUGGUUGUUAAACUAAUGGAACCGCGAAAGUGGAAAAUGAAUGUUUCUUUUUUUUGUAUAUAGACAUAUUUUAAUUAGACAUUAGCAGUUUUGCAGAUUAAUCGAGAAUAUUAAUAAUAAUAAUAAUAAUAAGAAAUAUGUGGAAUUGUUACACCGAAUAGUAAAUACUUAUUGGAAAUAGAAG